AUGUUGAAAUCGUGUUUGAUCGCGGCUCUAGCCGCCGUAUCUCUCGCAUCACCCAUUCAUCAAGUCGUCCGAGCAGUUGCUGAGCUCCCUCGGCUCGUCGUCUACUUUCAAACCACACAUGACUCUAGCGGAAGGCCCAUCUCCAUGCUGCCAUUGAUCGAGGAAAAGGGCAUUGCGCUUACGCACCUCAUUGUUUGCUCGUUACACGUAAACGAGAAUGGUCAGAUCCAUUUGAACGACUACCCCCCUAGCAACCCCAUGUUCUACACACUCUGGAACGAAACGGCAGUCAUGAAGAAUGCCGGCGUCAAGAUUAUGGGAAUGGUUGGCGGCGCAGCCCCAGGCUCAUUCAGCUCGGGCACCUUGGACGGCGACAAGGCCACUUUCAACAAGUACUACGGCCAGCUGCGCGAUGUCAUCAAAAAGUUCAAGCUGCAAGGCUUGGACAUUGACGUCGAACAGCCCAUGAGCCAGGCGGGCAUUGAGCGCCUAGUCGACAAACUUCGGUCCGACUUUGGGCCCAGCUUCAUCAUCACAUUGGCGCCGGUGGCUUCUGCUCUCUCAGGCGGCGGAAAUCUCAGCGGCUUCGACUACAAGCUUCUCGACUCGCGCAAAGGCUCCAAGAUUCAUUUUUACAAUGGCCAGUUCUACAGCGGCUUUGGCACCAUGUCCCGUCCGACCGACUACACCACCAUCGUGUCAAGCGGUUUCAGCGCCUCGCGGGUGGUUGCUGGACAACUCACCUCCCCCAGCAAUGGCUACGGAUACAUCCCGUAUGAGCAGCUCAAUGCGACCGUCAUAUCGCUGAGGGAUAAAUACGGCCAGAUUGGAGGCGUAAUGGGCUGGGAGUAUUUCAACAGUGCCCCUGGCGGUACGGACGAACCUUGGAAAUGGGCGCAGAUCAUGACGCAAAUCCUUCGACCGGAUGCUGUUCCCAAGCUCGCCAUCUCGACGGAGAUUGCGCAGAAACUAGCGACGGCAUUUAAUGACAGUGUCAAAUCGAACCCUGUGUGGGCGGCAAAAUCUGGCGGCGCACUAGGCGUUGACUACCAUCGGAUGAUUAAUGUAUAA
Messenger RNA from Metarhizium brunneum ARSEF 3297, 1071 nucleotides. RefSeq lists its product as uncharacterized. Gene Ontology annotation, biological process: carbohydrate metabolic process. The record is from RefSeq and is a predicted model, not a curated record. NCBI's taxonomy places the organism in Eukaryota, Fungi, Ascomycota, Sordariomycetes, Hypocreales, Clavicipitaceae.